UCUCUGGGAGAAGGAGCGCAACGGCGAAGGACAUUUCUGUGUUGAUACAUUUGGUUUCUUGUAUUAUUAUCAGAUUUUUUAAAUCAAAAAGUUGAUCAUGGCAGCAGUCGCGGUACUGCGGAAUGAUUCACUCCAGACAUUUCUCCAGGAUCGCACUCCGACCUCCUCACCGGACACCACCACGCAUACUCCCCUCGCGCUUCUAGCGGCGACGGGUAACCGGAUUGGGCAUCACCACGGAUCGAGUCCACCCGAUUUCCUGCAGGUCCCGUACGAUGCGCCCCUUGGCUCUCCGUCGCGAAUUUUCCAUCCUUGGAAUAACGACGGAAACCUUCAAUGCGCUCUGUCUGGCAAAUCGACUUUGGGACUGUCUCCAAAAUCCCAGCUGUCCGCACACAUCCAGGCGUCGUUUUCUUCCCACCACGAAUUCCCCCUUACCCCUCCGGCGGACCCUACCAACCCCUAUGACUACUCACCCGUGAAGAUGCUACCUUGCUCCGUGCAAUCAUUGCAACUGAGCUGCCCUCCCACUUACGUCCCUGCCUACACAGCGCCAGCGCCUAUUGCACCCGCAGUGCCGGGUUUUGUUCCCGGACGCUCCGGCCUUAUCCACCAGCAAUCCGGACAGCUGUCCCCGAAUCCCGGAGAGGACAUCCCGUGGUGGAGCUUCCAACAGGGGAAUCCCGUAACCUCCCCUCCCCCGCUCGCCCCACAUCGCUUCCCUUUGCAGAGGAGUUUGGUGGUGGGGCAUUCGGAAUUUGCUCAAUAUCGGACUCAGAUUUCUACCCUCCUUCACACGAAAUCCCCCCUCGCCAUCGCCCGUAGGUGCCGGAGAUGCAGGUGUCCGAACUGCCAGUCUUCGAGCUCCAGCGACAAGCCUGGAAAGAAGAAGCAACACGUCUGUCACAUUCUCGGGUGUGGGAAAGUGUACGGGAAGACCUCGCACCUGAAAGCGCAUCUCAGGUGGCACUCGGGGGAGAGACCGUUUGUGUGUAACUGGCUGUUCUGUGGCAAGAGCUUCACCAGGUCUGACGAGCUUCAGAGGCACAUCAGGACGCACACGGGGGAGAAGCGCUUCGCCUGCCCGGACUGCUGCAAGAGGUUCAUGCGGAGCGACCACCUAGCCAAACAUGUCAAAACACACCAGAACAAAAAGAACAAGCCACACGGAAAGACAGAUCACGUUAAAAGGGAAAAUAUCAGAAACAUCUAGUAGGUCAAAAGUAUCCCAAGAUUUUUCCUACAUAUCAAGAUGGAC
Molecule: messenger RNA, 1258 nt
Organism: Megalops cyprinoides (Indo-Pacific tarpon)
Lineage: Eukaryota; Metazoa; Chordata; Actinopteri; Elopiformes; Megalopidae
Product: transcription factor Sp5-like
Exons: 2
Coding region: 98-1213 (371 amino acids)
Biological process (GO): regulation of transcription by RNA polymerase II
Molecular function (GO): DNA-binding transcription factor activity, RNA polymerase II-specific; RNA polymerase II cis-regulatory region sequence-specific DNA binding
Source: RefSeq, a predicted model, not a curated record